This is a messenger RNA of Phyllotreta striolata, 5142 nucleotides long. The record is from the annotation of a GenBank genome assembly. Lineage: Eukaryota; Metazoa; Arthropoda; Insecta; Coleoptera; Chrysomelidae.
AGCCAUUUUGAUUUUGACGAAUAUUGACAUACGUCUUGUCGUCUAGACAGAAACUCAUUUGUUACGGAAAGAGUGACAUGUAAACACUAGAAAUUUUAUUAAAAAAUCAUUUCGGGUCACAUGGUGCGUUCGUUGUGCGUGUGUUUAGCGUGAAUCCGACGGAAUCUCGGCAGAUAACGCGGGUGCCGUGUAAUUUUCGCCUCUUUCGGCGUUAAUUCGUGCGUUUCGAGGAAAAGAUUGGCUGGUUAACCUUGCCGGGUUCGGUUCUCCCGAGUUUUUCCGUUCGUGCGAUAUGCGAGAAAAAUCGCGGAAAUAUGACGGGGAUUUAUGAAAAUAUGUGAAUGAGAAAAUCAUGGAGUGCGGCGUCCAGAGCGCAAUGCUGAGUGUACCGCCCGAAACGGGCGUACAGCAGCCGUUGCCCGCCGUCUAUUCGCCCACCGACGCCGAUCAAGCACAAUUCGAGGCCGACAAAAGGGCCGUAUACAAACAUCCGCUGUUCCCUUUGCUGGCCCUUUUGUUCGAAAGAUGCGAACUGGCCACCCAGUCGCCGGAUCCCCAAUCGAGCGAGGCCUUCAAUUUGGACAUACAGGCCUUCGUGCAGCACCAGGAGCGCGACAGGAAGCCCUUUUUGGCCAACGAACCCGAAAUAGAUGGACUGAUGAUAAAAGCAAUACAAGUGUUACGGAUACAUUUAUUAGAAUUAGAAAAAGUGCAGGAAUUAUGUAAGGACUUCUGUAAUAGGUACAUCACUUGUUUGAAAGGGAAAAUGCAAUCGGAAAAUUUACUUAGAUCCGACUAUCCGCAAGACGUUUUAGGUAAUAGUUUGAUGAACAACAUGGAGAACAACAACAACAACAACAUGUUGUCGCACGGGAAUUCGGAGAGCGGUUCGGCGUCGAAUAGUCCCGUACAAUACUCCAUUAGUCCACCUCAACAAGUGCUCCCGACGCCCGCCAUGCUCGACCGCCCCGUCGACGCCGCCGCCACCGCCGCCUACGUCAUACCCUUCGGCGCCGGCGGCGCCCCGACGCCUCCUCUGGCGGCCGUCCAACCGCCGGCGCCGCCCGAGAACCUCAUCGUGCACGGCUCGACGCCGCUCGGCCAGAUCGGCGCCAACAUAGCCGCCGGGGCGACGACGCCCGGCGACGUGGGCGGCGUCGGGCCGCUGUCGCCGGCGCCGACGACGCCCGGCGGCUCCGCCGACGACUGUGAUAGCGAUUUCAACACGAGAGGCGGCAGGAAACAGAAGCGCGGCGUGUUGCCCAAACACGCCACCAGCGUGAUGAGGUCGUGGCUGUUCCAGCACCUUGUGCACCCCUACCCCACGGAGGACGAGAAACGCCACAUAGCCGCCCAGACCAACCUGACCUUGCUCCAGGUGAACAAUUGGUUCAUAAACGCGCGCCGGCGCAUCCUCCAGCCCAUGCUCGACGCCACGACGCCGCCGGACGCCAACAGCGCCGCCGGCUCGCCCGGCCACAAGAAGAAGAAUAAGAGCCACAACAACAACAGGCGCUUCUGGCCGCAGGACUUCGCCAACAUGCCCGCCCAAUUGGACACCAGUAUAUUGUCGAGCAGCGAGGACGAGGGGGAUUCGUACAGCAGCGACGGGGACGAGGGGAGCUUGGUGAUCGACGCGCCUGCGCAGAGCGGCGGCGGCGGCGGCGACGUCGGGAGGCAGAACGGCCAUCAGGCGGAGGUGUUGGGAUACCACGAUAGCCCCGAAGAAGAAGGCCACUGAGGGGAUUUCGCGUUCCAUAGCGAUAAGCUUCUAGGCCGGACGUCUUCGGUCAUCUGACUCGUUUGGAUUCAUUUUGCACAGGUAAAUUUCUCGAGAGUCAAUUCGUAGAUCAUUCGAAUUGAAUGCAAACGAUCUACGCGUGUGUUUUUUUAAUAUAUUAUAAAAAAAGGCUGAUUUAGAUCGUACGAUGUUGUUCUGUUGCGUUGAGAUUGUUUGUUUCUUUUGUUGUUUAUAUCGAAAAAAAAACCGAAACCAGUAUACGUAAUAUAUACCUCAGAAAAGUACGCGAUUUAGCCGGAUUUUCAUGUAUACGCAAAAUUACAAGCUCAUUUCAGUAUUAAUAUUAACGAAGAACCGUAAUUUAUCGAUUAAUGUAAGUGUUUCUAUUUCUAAAAAAAAAAUCUGUUGAAUGUUGAUUUUUUUCGAACGGGCAGUAAGAUUUUGGUAAAUUCGCGCUGUACCAUCGAGUACAAUUAAAAAGUAUACUAUUUGGAACUUAUAUACGUAAUUAUAUACAAUAAAUAGCGUAAGAGAAACCAGAAGAGACGUUUCCAUCCAAACAAAAAAAAUUUAAUAUAUUUAAGAGUUUGUUAUUGUAGAUCUGUAAUUUUUCGACUAUUCCCCUUCGAUUUAUUGUCGUAGCCGCGCCGGCCGAGGCGGUAUCGCCAUUGAAACGCUCAAAUAUAUUUACCAAAGUUUAUUUUAUGGGAAAUAAUCGACGCCAAAUAUCGAUGUACCAAGUUUUAUCGGGCGCACCGAAACUCCCCGCCGAAUGUGGGACUUUAAGAUGCGUAUGAUGAUACGUUAAUGUCAAAAUUUCGUUUGAUAGAGGAGGAUAUAAAUUUUUUUGGUGUAGAGGUGAAGUAACAAUUGUUACAAAAUAACCGUGGUUUUUCAUAUAUUUCAUUCUUCUGAUUCUACUCUAUUCCUACUCUAAUGUAUGUUAAAUGAGUUUUUUUUGUAAAUAAAUGCGACUUUAAUAUGCGUUCGAUGAUAUAUGAACAAAAACUCAACAUUGACAUUAAUGACGUUUCGUAUGACAAAAAAUGAAUAGAGAUGGAAAUGAAUUUUUUCGUGUAAAGGUGCAGUAACCACUGUUACAAAAUAAGUGUUAUUUUUCCAAAUGUUCUCCUGAUUACCAAAUUCUACUCUAUACGCUAUUCUAUUUUACUCAAUUCUACUCUUCUCUAUGAUAAAUUACUAAACUCUUUUGCAUUGUUCGCGAAUAAGUGUGAAUUUAACAAACAAAAUUGACAUUAAUGACGUUUCGUAUGCCAGAAGUUUAAUAGAGGUGGGAGUCGAUUAUUCGGUAUAGAGGUGCAGUAACGACCGUUACGAAAUAACUGUUAUUUUUCGGCGUGGAAUUCCGGUGCACCGGUUUUAUCUGUUCAUACCUCAGCCUGAUUUUCGUCCGAUAUCGCGCCGGCCGUCGAUUUUCUUCUCUAAUGUAUACGUAAACCUUUUAAAGAAACCGAUGUAUAUAUACAAUGUUUUUUAGUUAUCGUCGAAUUGCUGUAGUGCGUUUUCAAUUUUUUUGAUUGAAAUGUGUAGAGGUGCGAUCCGAAAGAUGCCGCGCGCGAAUAAUCGAGUAGUACUAGACGCGGACGUCGGGGCAUUUUUCGGAUUAAUCAAGUCGAAAAAACGCUUGGGAAUAUUACAAACGCUUUUAUUUUGAUAAAUCCGAUCGGAUUCCAUGAAAUUCUAUGUGAUAUAUCGGAGCGUUCGUCGGGCAACUGGCGUUUUUUCGACGCGAAUAUGUUACAAUUUAAGUUGCUAUGUCGGUCUGUGAUAAAUUUAACGAUUGCUCGAAAAGUCAUUACAAAAUAAAAGAAGCAGUAGAAAGUAAAAAAAAAUUAACGCUCGCAAGUACCGUCGACGAGACGGUACUCGCGAGUCGAGGCUUGAAUUUCGAAACUAUAUAUGUAUUUUAAGCAUAUUGGUGCUUCUUAUGACUAUAUGUAUACGCUGAAUACUCAGUUAAUUAGACGUUAAGGAUUUACCGUUUAAGAUAUGACAAUUGUAGUAUUAACGAAAAAAAAAGAAAAUUAGGUUUUUUGCCUUUGUAAUUGAUACUUUGCGUCGCAAUCGGAGAUCGGGUGGUUUCUUCAAAAGUGCCAUCUUAAUUUUUAAGAGUGAAAUAACGUCGCAAAUUCGUUGCAGAUUAAUUUAUUGGCUCAUUUUUAGGAACAAUGGAGAGUACUUUUUUUAUUUUUUUUUUUUUUCAUAAAACUACAUCUUAUGAAAUCAUUAGUGAAAUUUUUAAUAAAAUUUAACAACCUUACAAACAUAACGUUAAUAAUUACAUAUUGAAACGUAAUUAAUUCCUUAAUUAUUCAACAGAAAUUACCUUAAAUUGUGCGACAAUUUCAUUUAUUUAUCAUACAUUCCUCGAAACGCCUGGACUUCCGAAUGCGAUCGAUAAAUUUCCGAAAAACCCGAUCCCGUUUCCGUCGAAAUCGUUUAGUUUCCAUCGUUCGCGUAUUAUUUUUUUAUCGGAAUGUUGUGUUUUUGCUGUGAUUCUUUUUUAUAUAGUAGUAUAAUUAAUAAUAAUAUAGCGGAAGCGGGACCUCGAUUUUUCGAUUCGAAAUGCGGAUAUUUUUUAUUAAAUCGCAAUAUUUGUUAGUAAGCUAAGUGUAUUUUGAUUGUAUCGAUUAAAUCAGAAACUUGAUAGAUCUCUCUUCGGCCCUUAAUUUAUAAGUAUAAACUAAAACAACCCUCAUUAUGAGUAAAAUUAACAAAAUUUACUUACAUACUAACAUAAAUACUGUUACUGGUAUUAUAAUAAUCUUAUAAUUAACUUUUAAAGUCUAUGUAUGUAUACGGGGUGUUCCAAAAUGACAUUCUAGUAUUUAAGGAGGCGACUUCUUACACACCCCCAUUAAAUAUUAGCAUGUCAUUUUGGAACACCCUGUAUAGAGAGUAAUCUGAGGAAUGUUCUUAUUCGAAAAAAAUCCACCAAAAUUCUACCAAUCCAAUUCUUCCGGUAAACCACCCGGAUAAUCGCCGGUCAAACAAGCCGUACAAUGUCCAGGUUUAACGGCCGGUUUGAUUUCUUUAUGUACCGCCUUAACCAAACCGUUCACGCUCAAAUAUUCGAUACUAUCGGCAUCUAAAACAACAUCAACCAUCAAACAACCAUUUUACGAGCAAUCCAAAGUACUAACCGACUAUCUUUGCAAACUCUCGAGUAUCCUUCAAUUUGUUCAUGAUCAAUUCGCUCCUCGUCGGUAUAUUGAUUCCCAUGAAACAGGGAUACUUCAACGGCGGACUGGCCACUCGUAUGUGAAUUUCCUUGGCCCCCGCCCGCCUCAGCAGCUUUAUAAUGGGCCCCACGGUGUUACCGCGCACGAUCGAAUCGUCUAUCAGUAUUAUCCUUUUGCCCGACACGUUCCUCAAUAUAG